Molecule: messenger RNA, 1668 nt
Organism: Glycine soja
Lineage: Eukaryota; Viridiplantae; Streptophyta; Magnoliopsida; Fabales; Fabaceae
Product: zeatin O-glucosyltransferase-like
Exons: 1
Coding region: 75-1460 (461 amino acids)
Molecular function (GO): UDP-glycosyltransferase activity
Source: RefSeq, a predicted model, not a curated record
AAAUCCUAUGAAUACCACCUGCCAAAUCUGUUGCCAAAAUUGAACAAUAGCUUCUACCUACCUAAAUUUUCCCAAUGGCUUCGAGUGGAAAAUUCCUUCCUCACCAAACCCAAGUGAUGGCAGUUCUGAUACCUUUCCCUGCACAAGGCCAUCUCAACCAGCUUCUUCAUCUCUCACGCCUAAUCUUAUCACACAACAUACCAGUCCAUUAUGUUGGCACUGUCACACACAUUCGCCAAGUCACACUUCGAGACCACAACUCCAUCUCCAACAUUCAUUUCCAUGCCUUUGAAGUUCCUUCCUUUGUUUCCCCUCCUCCCAACCCCAACAAUGAAGAAACCGAUUUCCCAGCUCAUCUACUUCCUUCCUUUGAGGCCUCUUCGCAUCUUCGGGAGCCUGUGAGGAAACUUCUUCAUUCCCUCUCUUCUCAAGCCAAAAGGGUCAUUGUCAUCCAUGACUCUGUAAUGGCAUCAGUGGCACAAGAUGCCACAAACAUGCCAAAUGUUGAGAAUUACACUUUUCACAGCACAUGUACAUUUGGCACCGCCGUUUUUUAUUGGGAUAAAAUGGGGAGACCCUUGGUUGAUGGCAUGCUUGUCCCAGAAAUUCCUUCUAUGGAAGGAUGCUUCACAACCGAAUUCAUGAAUUUCAUGAUUGCGCAAAGAGAUUUCCGCAAAGUCAAUGAUGGAAACAUCUACAACACAAGCAGAGCAAUUGAAGGUGCUUACAUUGAGUGGAUGGAGCGUUUCACUGGUGGCAAGAAGCUUUGGGCAUUGGGACCAUUCAACCCUUUAGCUUUUGAGAAGAAAGAUUCCAAAGAAAGGCACUUUUGCUUGGAGUGGCUUGAUAAACAAGAUCCAAAUUCAGUCCUAUACGUGUCUUUUGGGACCACAACAACUUUUAAAGAGGAACAAAUAAAAAAGAUUGCAACUGGGUUGGAACAAAGCAAGCAGAAGUUCAUCUGGGUGCUGAGAGAUGCUGAUAAAGGAGACAUAUUUGAUGGAAGUGAAGCAAAAUGGAAUGAGUUUUCGAAUGAGUUUGAGGAGAGAGUUGAAGGCAUGGGGCUAGUUGUGAGAGAUUGGGCACCCCAAUUGGAAAUUCUGAGUCACACUUCAACAGGGGGGUUUAUGAGUCAUUGUGGAUGGAACUCUUGCUUAGAGAGCAUAUCCAUGGGGGUGCCAAUAGCAGCAUGGCCUAUGCACUCUGACCAGCCAAGAAACAGUGUUUUGAUCACAGAGGUGCUCAAGAUUGGCUUGGUUGUGAAGAAUUGGGCACAAAGGAAUGCAUUGGUUAGUGCUUCAAAUGUUGAAAAUGCUGUGAGAAGGUUGAUGGAAACAAAGGAAGGUGAUGAUAUGCGAGAAAGAGCAGUGAGGCUUAAAAAUGUCAUACAUAGGUCCAUGGAUGAAGGUGGAGUUUCUCGCAUGGAAAUUGAUUCUUUCAUUGCUCAUAUCACUAAAUAGCUGUAUCAAGUGAUAUUAGUGUGGUCCUAGUUGAAUAUGACAGAAUUUUACAGUUCAUGAAGUUGAUGCAAAAUAGGUUUGGCAUGAAAAUACACACAUAUUUAUGUUUCUGGAGACAUUAUCUGGCAAAGUUUUUGUGAUCAACAUGCUAAGCCAUUUUGUAGAAUUCUUAUCUAUGUAUUUUAGAACAAUCCUUGUUUGGUGUCAA